Molecule: messenger RNA, 6891 nt
Organism: Poecilia latipinna (sailfin molly)
Lineage: Eukaryota; Metazoa; Chordata; Actinopteri; Cyprinodontiformes; Poeciliidae
Exons: 16
Coding region: 2104-5853 (1249 amino acids)
Source: RefSeq, a predicted model, not a curated record
CAAUUUUAUUCACAUCAACUGCAAUGCAACAGAACAACCACUAGAUGUCACUAUUUCAGAAUGUAUAGAGCGUGAAUGAGUGAAUGCCUGAAUGAAGUGUGAAGUUCUUUGGAGUCCUCUGGACUUCAAGUACAAGCCAUUAACCAUUUAGUAGCCGCCAUCUCUGUAAACAAUUUGUUUAUCAUCAGACACCUUCAAAGACACAUAGAUUACCACUUACCCUCCAGUCGUAGCUGAAUCCUGAUCCUGAAAAGUGAACUCCCUUCCACACUCAUGUUUGUAUGUUUCAUUGUUUUGACAUCUGUGAGUAAACCUUAAAACCUGUAUUGUCUUCUUUAUAGUAUUCGUCAUUUUAAAUAAAUGGACAAUAAAUUGUUAAAGAAUAUGUUAAUUUUGCAAAAUCACAAAUUCAUUACAGGGCAUGAGAAUAGAUGAAUGAUUUGAGGGUUUUAAAUUAUUAUAACUACUCAAUAUUUACAAUGAUGGCUUGUAAAACAAAUUUUGUGAAUAUUUUAUACUUUUUGGUGAUCAGGGUUAAAAUCUGCUCUUGAUAUUUAACACAGCACACAAUGAAAAGCUUUUUUUUAUUUAAUCUUCAUUCUAGGUGCUAUGCUACAAUUGUAAAUAUGGAGAAAUGCUAAAUAGAUGAGGAAGUCCGGUCUAAAUUUCAUUUUCACUCGGUCAACUAUUUACUUGCUGUCAGUUUGUCUUUCUUACUUUCUGCUGAUGUCUUGUUCCUGUUUCAUGAAAAAUACAACUGAAUGUAGUUCAAAAGUUCUUCCUGUUGCAGCAGUGUUGCAACCUGUCCAACUGCAUCAGGACAACCGUUUAAAAUCUGUGUAAAAAGCACUACUGCAGAUGGAACUAGAUUCUGUCUGAAAACAUCUGAACACAAGAUUAAGAUAUUCUGAUGCUAAAAAUUUAAGAAUUCCCCCAUUCAGGCUGGGAAUUAUGGGGAGACUUGAAGUUUGCUAAUGUCAGGUUCCUGGUGUAUUGGUGUUUUCCUGCUGAAGUUAUUUCACCUGAUUUUGGGGUCUUUAUGGAGCAGUUGACCUGACUUUGCUUGAUAGUCAAUCCUUCUGGUUGAAUAACCCUGAAUUUGAGCUCCUUGAGUAUCUCUUUGAGGAAGUUUCUUCUGACUUGCCUAGGUUUGUUUUACUCCCUGUGCUAUCUUCACUUUUCAAGCAGAAAUCACUGCUGAGUUUCAUCACCAAACUCUGGAUCUGUCCACCAGAAACCAGUCAGUGAUCUUCUGAUGUUUGCUGCUCCACCAUCUACAGCUGCCAUCUGCCUGUCCCUUCUCCAACAUCCUCUGUUCAUUACUAUCUCCAUCUCACAAUCAGUUUCUCAACUGCAAAGACCGUCCUGAGGUACAAGUCCUUGGAAAACUCCAUCACCCACUACACCAUUGCCUGAAUAACAUCCCAUCCUCAAUGCCAGCCUCCAAUCCUAAUGUAACCUCAUUCUCCUUAAUUAUUUUCUCAUUGACUUGCUGUUCUAAUCACACCUGUCCUCCCAAACAUUACUGUUAUCAAGACCUGUAAUCUUCUCUUUCAUGCACAACCUCCGUUUUUAUUCAUCUAGUAUGUAAUUCUCCAUGCGGUCAGGAAACUACCCAGAAAAAAGAAAACUGAAUUUUCAUUUCGGAACACAACAAUAGUGUAUGUGACAACAACCCCUAGGAAUCCCAAACUGGGGCUCAACAUAUUUAUCAGAACAGUUUUUAAAUUGUGAAAUAAAGGAAUUGUAAAUAUAUAAUUCUUAACUUUAUCAACAGUGUGUCCUUGAGGAUUCGGUCACAUGCCUUUUAUUUUUUUUUUCUACUGGGACUUUUUUUUAAACUAAAUUCAAGAAGCCUCAUGCAUGCCAUUCCUAAGGUCAUAUUUCAUUUUGCAUCUGUCAGCUUUUUGGUUAGUUUCUCCUUUCUCAGUUUUUAGUUCCACAUUCUGUCUGCACUACUGUAGAUGUGAGCCAUAAAAUUUUAAACAACCAUAAUAUGGCUUCUGUGACUCACUGAUUUAUGAAACAUCACAGAAAUAACUACUGAGGAAAAUAAGGUGUGGAUGUCUUUGACAAAAGGCUCUAAACUUUCAUUAUUCAAAGAUGGUUGGACUUGUGAUUUUUCUUCUCCUCAUUGGCUCGUCACUGCAUGGUGUCCUGUGCAGUACGUUUCAGGUGUCCUUGGUGCAAACUGUACAGGUUUUGAGAGGAUCGUGUGUGACUGUCCCCUGCUCCUUUGACAUACCGAGCAAAUAUGAAGGCAACCUAAAUGAACAAUGUGAAGCAAAAUGGGUUGACAAGGAUAAAAGGAAUCCACAAUUGACAGAUACAAAUGCAGUGGCAGGAGACCUAACAAAGAAAAACUGUACCACCACUUUUAGCAACAUGCAACCUGAUCAUAGUAAUACUUACUACUUCAAACUGGAUUGCAGCAGUUCUCUAAGAGAAACAUUUACCACGGCUGCUGUGACUCUCACAGUCACAGAUGAUCUUCCAUCACCAACUCUGACUCCAUCCACACUGGAGGUGAAUGAUGGAGACUCGGUGAAUCUGACCUGCUCUGCUCCGGUUCCCUGUCCGUCUCAUCCUCCAAAUCUGACAUGGACCCCCACACUGGGUUACAGUCAGGAGACACUGCAAGAAAACCAGGACAAAACGCUUGUUAAGACCUCUGUUCUGAACUUCAAUGCUUCCUACCUCCAUGAUGGAGAGAACAUUUCCUGCACAUCUGUGUAUAAGAAACAAGAUGGAAGCGCUGAUGCCUCAUUUUCCACAACAGCAAAUAUUUUGUGCAGAAGCUGUGGCCAGUUUGAAAUCUCUCUACCACAGACUGUACAAGUCCUGAGAGGAUCCUGUGUCACCGUCCCCUGCUCCUUUGACCUAAAGAGAAAAUAUGAACAAUAUUUAAAUGGAGGAUGCAGAGCUCUGUGGGUUUACCCAGACAGCAGGGACCCAAGACUAACAGAUACAAACCCAGUGACAGGAAACUUAACAGAGAAAAACUGCACCACCACCUUCAGCAACAUGCAGAGUCGCCAUACCAACACCUAUAACCUUAGGCUGGAUUGUAAUGGUCUCAAAUACACUUUUACAACAGCAAGUGUAAAAAUUGAAGUCAAAGAUGAUCUUCCUCCACCAACUCUGACUCCUUCCACAUUGGAGGUGAAUGAUGGAGACUCAGUGAGUCUGACCUGUUCUGCUCCGGUUCCCUGUCUGUCUCGUCCUCCAAAUCUGACAUGGACCCCCACACUGGGGCAGAGUGAGGAGACACUCCAGGAGAAUCAGGACAAAACUCUGGUCAAGGUCUCUGUUCUGAACUUUAAUGCUUCUUACCUUCAUGAUGGAGAGAAAAUCAGUUGCAACGCUGUCUACAAGAAACAAGAUGGAAACUCUGAUGCAACUUUGACCUCAACAACAACAACUAUUUCGUGCAGAAGCUGUGGCCAGUUUGAAAUCUCUCUACCACAGACUGUACAAGUUCUGAGAGGAUCCUGUGUCACCGUCCCCUGCUCCUUUGACCUAAAGAGAAAAUAUGAACAAUAUUUAAAUGGAGGAUGCAGAGCUCUGUGGGUUUACACAAGUAGCAGUGACCCAAGACUAACAGAUACAAACCCAGUGACAGGAAACUUAACAGAGAAAAACUGCACCACCACCUUCAGCAACAUGCAGCGUCGCCAUGCCAACACCUAUAACCUUAGGCUGGAUUGUAAUGGUCUCAAAUACACUUUUAAAACAGCAAGUGUAACAAUUGAAGUCAGAGAUAAUUUCCCCCCACCAACUCUGACUCCAUCCACAUUGUUGGUGAAGAACGGAGACUCCGUGAGUCUGACCUGCUCUGCUUUGGUUCCCUGUCUGUUUCAUCCUCCAAAUCUGACCUGGACCCCCACAUUACAUAACAGUCAGGUGACACUGUUGGAGAAUCGGGGGAAAACUCCCAUGAGGAUAUCGGUUCUGAACUUCACUGCUUCUCGUCAGAAUCAUGGACAAAUCUCCUGCUCUGCUGCCUACCAGAAACAAGAUGAAAGCCGUGCUGUAACCUUUUCCACAAGAGCAAAUAUACAAUGCCCUGAAUGUGACAAGUUUGAGAUCUCUCUGCCGCAGACUGUACAAGCUAUGAAUGGGUCCUGUGUCACUAUUCCAUGCUCCUUUGAGAUGCAAAGAGAACAUGAAAAAAACUUGCACGGGGAAUGCAGAGCUCUGUGGCUUUACACAGAUAGCAGGGACCCAAGACUAACAGAUACAAACCCAGUUACAGGAAACUUAACAGAGAAAAACUGCACCACCACCUUCUAUAAUGUCCAGCCUAAUCAUUCCAACGUAUAUUACUUUAGACUGGAUUGCAAAACUACAAAAUACACAUUUAAAGAAGCAAGUGUAAAAAUUGAUGUCAAAGAACAUUUUCCCCCACCAACUCUGACUGUCUCCAUACUGGAGGGGAAGGAGGGAGACUGGGUGAAUUUGACGUGCUCUGCUCCAUCUCCAUGCCUGACUCAUCCCCCAACUCUGACAUGGACCCCCAAAAUGGGGGAUGUUAUGGAGACAAUGCAGAUGAGCCCAAAUAAAUCUACAGCUAAGACCUCUGUCCUGAGUUUCAUUGCUACCAAUCUCCAUCACAGACAGAACAUCUCCUGUACUGCUACUUACAAGAUGGGGAAUGGAAACCCUGACUCAUCACUUACUACAAGUUUGAAAACAGAUAUUUUGUUUCGUCCAAGGAUCCUGCCCUCUUCUAGUUGCAUCAAAACAACAAGUCAAAUCAACUGUUCAUGUGAAAUUGUGGGAAACCCUCCGAUCUUGCAGUGGUUUUUCAAUGAGCAACCUGUCAACCAAUCUGGGAAGGUUUACGCUAUCAGUGACUCUCUAAAUGACACGUAUCUGAGGAGCAUCAUCAUCGUGAAUCAGCUGCAGGAGAGCAACUUGUCGUCAUUGCUCUGCUUCAGCUUCAAUUCAUUGGGAUCAGGCAGUAAACAGCUUUUUAUCAACUCACCUCAGAUUUCAGCAGAAAAUCAAGUCCCUCCAAGGAUCCUGCCCUCUUCUGGUUGCAUCAAAACAACAAGUCAAAUCAACUGUUCCUGUGAAAUUGUAGGAAACCCUCCAAUGUUGCAGUGGGUUUUCAACGGGCAAAUUGUCAACCAAUCUGGGAAGGUUUUUGUCAUCACUGACUCUUUGAAUGGCACAUAUCUGAGGAGCACCAUCAGUGUGAAUCAACCACAGGAGAGAAACUUGUCCUCCUUAUUCUGCUUCAGCUUCAAUUCUUUGGGAUCAGACAGUAAACAACUUUUUAUCAACUCGCCUCAGAUUAUAGCAGAAAAUCGAGUUCCUCCAAGGAUCCUGCCCUCUUCUAAUUGCACCAAUGCAGCAAAUAAAAUCAACUGUUCAUGUGAAACUGUGGGAAACCCUCCAAUGUUGCAGUGGCUUUUCAAUGGGCAACCAGUCAGCCAAUCCAAGGUUUUUGUCAUCACUGACUCUUUGAAUGGCACAUAUCUGAGGAGCACCAUCGCUGUGAAUCAGCUGCAGGAGAAAAACUUGUCCUCAUUGGUCUGUUUUAGCUUCAAUUCAUUGGGAUCAGACAGUAAACAGCUUUUUAUCAAAUCCCCUCAAGUUUUGGCAGAAAAUCGAGGUAAAGGGCAGAUUUCUGUGUUCAUCAGCACAACUGUCAUCUUACUCGUUGUAGUGUGUGUCUUGCUGUUUGUUAUCAGGUUUCAGAAGACUUACCAUGAUCCUCCAUACAAUAUAUUUGGAGGCAAAAGGACGAAGGUACAAAACAAAAGUGAAGAUGACAUCAGUAUCAAGGCAGUCGGGUCCUUUAUGCAAAUGGGAAGCCUAAAUGAUGACGUUGAUGAUUUGUUGUAGUUUUUAUACAGAAGAAAAAGAAGUCUGGCAUUAGGAAUUAUCUGCCAACAUUUAUAGAUAAAGGAACUUUCUACUUAUGUGGUCACAGAGCAGCAGUUUUUCCUUCUAAAGGUAAAUUGCCAUUGGGAUUCAUAAUUACAUUAUAAUUCACCACUCAUUGUUAUUGUUGGGACUCAAGAUCAAAAUUAAUCACCAUGAUUUAGUGGCAAUGAACAACAUAAAGCUGGUAUUGUUGUUUAUAAAAACAGUCCUGAUUUUUUUAAGUGAGACUCUAAUUAUCUCUCUUUAUCUCUCUAGACACAAGUAAAUAUUCUUGCAGACUUCUGCUGCUUAAAUGUAAAUUUAAUGAUUGUGGUUUUAUGGCAGUUUGCAGGAUUUGGGAACACAUCUUUAUUUAUAUUUGUACUCUUGCUCUAAAUCUUAGCUGUUGUAGCCUGUUGUCAUUUACAUGUUUGUUCUUCCAAAAAGAAAGAAUCUUGCUGAAUAUUACAUCUUGCUAGAAUUGUUUCCAGGUUUAGAUUUUGGUGUCACUACAACAAAUAAUUACAUCAUAAAUGCAUUUGCUUGAAUCAUACUUGACCAUUUCAGGGUCAGUUUCAUUAUUUUGCCACCAGUGCAAAAUGGUGGCAAAACUGCAGAGUUUUUUCUUCAAAGAUUGUAAAAUAAUGAUUGGUUUCCCCUCUAUUUCUGCCUAAUCCACAUAAUUGUAUACUUUAUUUUCAGAAUUAAUGCCACAAUCCUUCAAUGCUAGAUUUUCUUUUCUUUUGUGUUUAUAUUUUAAUUAUCUCCUUAUUCUUCAGUCCCUAUCAGUUCAUACCUUUAUACUUAGUUUCUUUAUUUUUUUCUCCUUCUCAUAGUAAGAUUUGAUUACACAAAAUGAUCUUGUUUUGAAGGUAGCACCUGUUACACAGUUAUCUUUGAAUCUUCUGAUUUUAUCUUGUCUGUACAAAGGUGAGUUAAAGCAACUUGUGUAUCAAAUCCCAAAAUUUAUGCUGUACAUAACAAAAGUCCCAAUAAAGUCAUGUGACUCUUGUAGAA